AUGCCUGGCGACCGAGCAGUCCGGAAGCCGCUGUCCUGUGGGCCAUGUCGGCAUCGCAAGCUGAGGUGUGAUCGAGGCGUACCAGCAUGCUCCAACUGCGUCCACCGCGGCGACAUCAUCGCAUGUUCUUAUGCUCAGCGAUCUCGUCCAACGAGUGGGCAACCACCUCGUUCACCGGCCUCGGGCUUAGACCGCAAUGCUCAGGAUAAGCUUGACCAGUUGGAAAAGCUUGUGGUUAGUUUGUUUGAUGAGAAGCGCAAUGCGAAUCAAGUUGUGACUCCGGCAAGCACUCGGGAUGCUGGCAGCUCCGAUGGUCAUGUUGUGUCCUUCGACAGCCAGCAAGCCCCUGAGCGCUCGAGCGGCGAAACACCUCGUAGUGUGCUCAGCGAUAGCAGUGCCGGCGCUGGGCUCUGCGGGAGCAGCGAGCCACGGUGGUCUGUAGAUGAAGCACGAUGGGCGUCCUUGAUGAAUGGGAUCAACGAUGUCCGCGACUACCUACGCAUACAGCACGAGAAGGAUGACCAGCAAAACCAAGUCACAUCCUCAUCGCUGGAACGGUCGUGCGAUGACUCCGGACCGACGCUGUUGUUUGGGAGCUCACGGAGCAUGAGUGAUAAGGAGAUACUCUCGCAUCUGCCUUCGAGGCAUAGUUGCGACAUAAUGGUUGAACGGUAUUUUGCGCAUCUCUAUCCUCCAUUGCACAUACUCCAUAUACCGACGUUCAGGAAACAGUACGCCAGAUUCUGGAUGGAUCCUCUCAACACCUCCAUGGCCUGGGUCGGGCUCCUGUACGCCAUGCUUAGAAUCGCUGCGUUGGACUAUCUUCGAGAAGAAGACGAGCCUCUAGAAUGGCAAGGCAAAUGUCAAGACCUCGCCAUCAACUUCCGAAACCGCUUCACGGACUGCAUGAUCGCUGCCGAUUACCUCCAACCCCAAGAAUAUCUCAUCGAGGCAUUGUGUCUGCAUCACUAUGGUGAAUACGUAUCAAGUCGCGAUGCUAAGUCUAGUGUCUGGGUGUUGACGGGCAUGAUUACGAGGUUGGCGAUGCGGAUGGGUUAUCAUCAGACGUCGCAGCCUACGCUGGAGUCUUCUCCGUGCAAGGAUGAGAUGCGGAGACGAGUAUGGGCCUUCAUCAGACAAGGCGACAUCAUGAUAUCCUUCCAGCUGGGCCUGCCAGCAAUGGUUGAUCUCUGGGACAGCGACGCCAAUCUUCCACGCAACAUCUACGACGCAGACCUUGACGAAGACUGCACAGAGCUACCUCCUGCACUCCCUGACUCCGAGCCGACUGAGGUCGCCUUUCUCCUUGCGAAAACGAAGCUCGCUUUUGGUUUCUCCCGUGCAGCAGCAGAGAUCAAUCGCUCCCCAUCCGUCAGGUACGAGCGUAUCCUCGAGAUCGACCGCGAGCUACGGCAUGUCUACGACAGCAUCCCCGGCUCAUACAAGCUUGGGGCACUGUCUCAGCAAGACUCGCUGAUCCGGACCUCUGCCAAGUUCACGCUGGCGAACAUCCAUCACAAGUCCCUGUGCGUAGUGCACAGCAGGUUCAUGAAGUUGGCAAGAUCGGACAAUAGGUACUCGUACUCGCGAAAAGUCUGCUUACAGUCGGCGAUGUCCAUGCUUCGUAUACAAGCCAUCCAAGACCAGGACAUCCCGGUCGACGGACGGAUAAGAAGCUUGACGAACUACCAGACCUCCCUGACCAUACACGACUUUCUUUUGGCGGCGGCUAUCAUCAGCAGCGAUUUAUGCUCCAGUAACUCAUCCCCCGAGAAGCAGACAUUGACCCCCGGCUUCCCGUCUCGAGCCGAUAUGACCAGAGCUCUCAGCAUAAGCGCCCAGAUCUUUGGCCGCACACGUGAUUGCAGCAGGGAAGCCGGGAAGGCCGCCGAUGUCCUGUCGAUGCUCGUCAACAAGCUAGAAGCCGGAGAAAGUGCACCAAAUGAAGCCAGGCAACUCGCAAGACAGAAGACGACCCAAGCUCGAGGUUUUCAGGCCAAUGGUCAGCCAGCGAUGCCUCACCAGCGGCAAGGACCUUCGCCCGCCUCAAAAAUCGUGUCUGGAGCAGCUCUUCCGCUCUCUGCUGGGAUGACCUCAGACGCAUCAGCCGCACAAGAGCAACCCUCUUGGCCUGGUGCUUCUGACCCCUGGAGCCAAAUCGGGCUGCCACAGCUGGAUACAAAUUACCCUCCCAUCUGGCCAUAUGCACCCUUCCACACAUCCGCAGACUGGUCGGCAACAGACCCGUGCAACUUCGGCCACGAGGCGGGUUUGAGCGGCAACCUGGACUCAAGUCACUGGAAUCCAUCAAUCGCCAUGCACGAUCCGCUCUCCACGCUCUGGGAUUUGAGCGCGGAAUUCGGCACUGAUGCACUAGUCCCGUUCAGCGUCUUCCCGUCCUCCUACAAGAACGAGCAGACUACGGAAUCCACCGAAGUCAAGACUGACGAGCAUAUCACGGUCCAAGGCGCUGGACGGGAAGGUCAACGAGAUCGUAACACCCAGCAAGGCCCUUCCCGUCGCGACGACCGCUACUCACGCGAAGACAUCCGCAUCUCCGAAGAGGACCGUCGACGACCGGGACGCGUGAAGAGAGAAGAAGACAUCCGCAUCACAGAAGACGACCGCUAUACCGACCGCCGCGACACUCGCGUGGAGAUUGACAGAGAGCGCUACCGUGAGCCAUACCAGCGUUACGCCGGCUCGCAGAUUGACGUAGAGGACCGCGUCUACGACCGCGAGUACAACACUCGUCACACCCCAGCAACCCAGAUCGACGUCGACACCCGCAUCGACGUUGCCGAACGAGACUUCCGAGACCGCACCGUACCCUUCGCCGAAGAGUACCGCAGCUCUCGCGGCUGGCAAGACCAGACCACCUACCCAAGAGACGUUCCUCAGGGCUCCUACCCUGAGCGUAACGCCGUCCGCUUCGACGAGAACGUCCGCGUGACUGAGGACUCUACCGUCGACGGUAAACACAAACGUGACAUGGGAUAUUACGACGAAGACGGCCAGUACCACUCCUUCCGCCACGGUCUCCAUCGCGCCGCCGACCGCAUCUUACACCCCAUCCACGGCGGUCACCACCACCACGACCACCAUCAUCACCACCAGGACCGCGAGGACCGCGAGGUUGUCCGUGAGAGAGACGUGACCGUCGAGGACCGCGAAGUUCAAGUCGGCGCCCCUCGCAUCUCCGAGUCGCGCACCAUGUACCGCUCCGAGGGACCCUCCAGGCGUGGCCCGCCCAACACCAUCACCAUCCCGUGCCACUUCAUCCGCAUCGGUGACAUCUUGAUCCUGCAGGGCCGUCCGUGCCAGAUCAUCCGCAUCACGACUUCGGCCCAGACUGGGCAGCACCGCUACUUGGGUGUGGAUCUCUUCACCAAGCAAUUGAACGAGGAGUCCAGCUUCAUCAGCAACCCCAGCCCGUCGGUGGUGGUGCAGAACAUGCUAGGACCUGUCUUCAAGCAGUACAGAGUGCUCGAUAUCCGUGAUGAUGGCCGUGUCGUCGCUAUGACGGAGACGGGUGAUGUCAAGCAGACUCUGCCGGUGCUGGACCAGAGCAACUUGCUUGACCGCUUGAGCUCGAGCUUUGCUAAUGGGCGUGGGUCCGUGAGAGUUCUGGUGUUGUCUGAUGACGGACGCGAGAUGGCAGUCGACUACAAGGUCGUGCACGGCUCCAGGUUGUAA
Molecule: messenger RNA, 3696 nt
Organism: Saxophila tyrrhenica
Lineage: Eukaryota; Fungi; Ascomycota; Dothideomycetes; Mycosphaerellales; Extremaceae
Exons: 9
Coding region: 1-3696 (1231 amino acids)
Biological process (GO): positive regulation of translational termination; regulation of DNA-templated transcription; positive regulation of translational elongation
Molecular function (GO): ribosome binding; RNA binding; DNA-binding transcription factor activity, RNA polymerase II-specific
Source: RefSeq, a predicted model, not a curated record